GAGGAGAGCCAGAGGAGGACCUGUAUCUCAGUCAGUCACCGCGCGCAGCCAGGGCCCUCUUUAUCUCUACCAGGCAGGGAGGCGUAUCCGUCCCCCCUCUCUCUCUCGCUCCCACUCCCCUUCACAUACCACUCUCUCUCUUACCCAAACUACACUACAACCUGCUUCAGACGACGCCCCAUCGCACAUGAGAGUCCCGCUGUCGCUCGUCGUUUGCGCUCGAGAGGAAGCCAUUUCUCUCCUUUUAUUGUCGAGCUGUGCGCUCGUGCUGCCCACGGCAUCACCUCGGCGGCAAUAACAGAAGAGGUGCCAGCCAAAAGACGAAGAAGAAGGAGGGAGGGAGGGAGAGGAGGAGGAGAGGAAGGGGUGUUCAGAGUAUUGCGAAUUGACGUGCAGAAAUAAACAAGGAGACACCCCUGUUUGGAAGACGUCCGUGGCGGGAAGCGACAGGGAUCUGCAAAAAGAAGGUCUCUGCAGGAAAUGGUUAUUAGAAUCAGCAUGCCGGGGCCAUUAGAGGCUGCUUGGAGGAGGAUGGCUGAGGUGUCACAAGAGGAGAGACUCCAGGCCAUCGCUGAGAAAAGGAAGAGGCAGACGGAGAUUGAAAACAAGAGGAGGCAACUGGAUGAUGACCGACGGCAACUCCAGCAUCUCAAGUCGAAGGCCCUGAGGGAGCGCUGGUUGUUAGAUGGAGCUCCAGCAGAGGAGGAGACUCAGAAGCGUCUGCAGGAGGACGAGGUGAAGACCAAACUUCUGGAGCAGGUCAUCCUCAGGCUGGAGCAGGAGAUUGAAGAACUGGAGACAGGCACACCAGCCAAGAAGGGUGUGGCCAAAGAAAAUGGGGGUGAGAACGGAGUAGUGCAGUCCUCUGGUCAGACCCCCAAGAGAGAGGUGACAGGGAUUGAGGCCAAACUGCUGGGUCCCAGUCCAGACCAAGCCAGCGCAGACAACCCUGUCACCCUGGUCUUCAUGGGCUACAAGACUGUGGAGGAGGAGCAGGAGUCCCGCGCUGCGCUGGGGAUGGAAGGCGUGGACGGCAACGUGAAGGCCGAGUUUGUCGUCAUUGAGGACGGGGAGGGGAAAGCAGGAGGGGAGGCGGCUACGGACGAGCAGGCCCCACCGAACGGGAGCAUGGCGGAGAAAGAAAAAGCCAACGGAGGCGGCGAUGAAGCAGAGGAGAAGGAGAAGAAACAGACCUGCAAGUGCUGCACGGUCAUGUGAGGGGUGUGUAUAUGUGUGUGUGUGUGUUUGCUAUGUGUGGGAGCAUGUGUGGAUGACUGCACACCUGCUUCUGUGCAGGCAUGUGCACCAUUGCAUGUGUGUGUGUUUGCAGAUGUGUGUAACUUUGUGUUUGUGUGGGAGUGUGUCAGGACUGGAAAAAACAAAACAAAGUACACAGCCAAUGUACCAACAAUGAGAGCCAGAACAAGCUCCAGCUCCAACAACAAGAACCACAGAGACUCAUAAGUACUCGGUAUACUUUCUCUGAUAUGUAUUUGACUUUUGAUUUCUAUUGAUAUUUUUCUAUUUUUCUGUCUUGACAUUUAUAUUGUAUUCAGUAUGUAUAUCUUUAUUAUGGGACUGUGUUCUGUAAGUUCAUUGUUAUUAUUGUUGGAAAAAAGAAAAUGUAUUAGCUCUCUGGAUUGUACUGCUACCCUCUGGGGCAAAUCUGGAAAUCAUUUAAGUCAAAACAGCAAACUAUGAAGGACACAGAUACUUAAAUAUAUAUAUUUCUCUGUGUAGGCCAACUAUUUAUCAGUCAAUUUCAUAUUGCAAUAUUGUCUAAGAUAUUAUUUUAAAUAGUAUUUUAAUAUAUUGAUAUGAAAUUAUGUUUUAUACAAUGUAUUUAUUGUUUUGGGUUCUCUAUAUCAUCUCCAACCAUUAACUGCAUGUAAGCUAGUAAGCACUACCAAAUUUGCGUUACAAUCAUAACAAGUGUGUGCUUUCUUUAGACUCAUGUGCUCAUAUCUUUAGUCACACAAUCAGUAACACUUAAUAGAAUUGGCAGAGUUAGAAAUGUGCAUUAAGAUGAAAAGAGGCUUCUUAGAGCAGCAUUAGCUUCCCAUAGAUACUAUAUGUAACACAUGUACAUGAAGAUCACAGAUUUUUUUAAAUAAGACAGACACGCUCACUUUAUAAAAGAGUCACGCGGAAAACAUUGGAUUAUUAUUUUCGAAACCGAUGUAAAUCUUAUGAGGUAGCACUGCAUGAAGCCUUGCAACUGUCUGGACUGUCUUGUCACUUGUCAGGUCUUUAUUAUAAUCACGUUCACAUGAAUGUAAAAUCCAGGGGUUAAAUUGGGAAUCACCACCAUAUUGAGAAGGAGGCGGGCUUGCUUAGCUCACCGUGGAAUAUAAAAAAAAAUAAAAAAAAAACCUUUUUGUCUCCUUAUGAACCAAAUAAAAUCUAAUGAUACUGCAAUUUCACUGUGUGUUGUCCUGUCCUCGCUCCCAGUUUAACCCCUGACUCUUUGUCUGUAGACCUGGGCCCAAUAGUACUUGAAUAGUAAUGGAAGAACAUUAGGGUAGUUAAAAGGGAUAUUUCAGUAUCUUUGAAGUUGGGUCAUAUGAGGUACCGAGCAGUAGAAGUGGCAUUAGCCUACAGUGAUUUCAGUGAGCAUUGCUCCUUUAGGAAGGUCUUGCUGGUUGUACCGGCCAGAAAGCACAGUUUCUCUGUAGAAUUACGCACGUUUUUGGUAAAAAAAAUUGGGCAACGAAACAAUGUUGGCUUAAAUGUCCGCACCAUCAAAAAUUUUAGAAGCAUUUAAUUUUUUACGUUGAAAGCCUCCUUCGAGAAGGGCUUGCUGGCUGUAAUGCCAGAAAGCUCGGCUAUACGACGUAAAAGAUGGGUACAGGUUCUCUGUGGCAUUAAGCACGUUUUUGGCAAAAAACGGGGGGCCGAGAAACAAUGUUGGCUCAGGUGUACACACUAUCAAACUUUAUUGAAGCAUUUAAUUUUACCUAUAAAUCCGCCUACAAGAAGGGCUUGCUGGUUGUAAUGGCCAGGAAGCUAAGCUAUACGGUGUAACAGAUGGGUACAGGUUCUCUGUGGAAUUUCACAAUUUUUUGUUUAAAAUUGGACAAUGAAACAAUGUUGGCUCAAAUGUACGCACUAUCAAAACUUUUUGAAGCAUUUAAUUUUUUACCUUGAAAGCCUCCUUAAAGAAGGGCCCGCCGGUUGUACUGGCCAGGAAGCUUGGCUAUACAGUGUAUCAGAUGAGUACAGUUUUUUUUUUUUUUUGGAAUUUAAUCUCCGUGGUAAAAAACAAAAAAAGGGCCAUAAAACAAUGUUGGCUCAAAUGUACACAUUAUCAAAAAUUUUUGAAGCAUUUUAUAUUUUACCCUGAAAGCCUCUGUGUUUUUGUCACUAUUUUGAAAUGCAAGGGCACAUAAUCAGUAGCCGAAGUUCACGUUGCUAAAUAAUGACAAAAGCACAGGCUUCAUUAGUAUUAAAUAAAAUGCUUCCAAAAUUUUCAAUACUGCAUAUGUUCCAACCAACAUUGUUCUGGUGUCCAUUUUCACCAAUAACUUGCUAAAUUCCUCAGAGAAACUGUGCCCAUCUGUUACACUGUAUGGCCUAGCUCCUGGCCAGUACAACCAGUAAGUCCGUCUUAAAGGGACAAUGCUCACUGAAAUCACUGGAGUCAAAUGCCACUUCUAGUACGACGUACCUCAUAUGGCCCAACUUCAGAAAUACUGAUCUCACAGAAAUGAUGCUCUCUAAAGCUGAGGACACACUACAAGAUUUUUUUGCCAGAUUUUACCCUCGAUUCUCGAUUGGGCAAAGUCUGCAGCAGUCUGCACCAGGUGGGCUACAGUCAGUAUGGGUAGUUGGCACAAAAGUCUGCAAGUGUCUAAGUGAACAGACCCGACCGAACCUCAGUCGCAGUCAAUCAAACAAGUUGGAAUUUUCUGAGCCGAAUCUGGACGCAAUCAGGUAGUGUGAACUGGUAACUGGCCCAACUGCAAAAGCCUGUUGCCAACAGCCAAUGAAAAAGGAGAGAGUGGGACGCACUUCCCGUCAUCAAAAGACGACGGGAAGUGGGAGCGUGGCAACAAAGCGAACCUGGACCAUAGAAAUGGAGGCAAGAUUGAUCGAGUUGUGGCAGGAGCACGUGUGCCUAUAUAAUGUUGGUUGCAAUGCAUACCACAACUGGAAAAACUGCACACUCACAAGAGUUUGCGCGAGAGUUUGAUGCAUUCAGUUGGCCUUAGUUGGUUUGACAAAUUGUGUAGGCUGUGAUCCCUUUUCAGGCACAGUUGUUAAGUGUGCGAUCCCAUAGUGUUGUAGUCCUCAAGAACUGUCUUGGUCUCGUCCUGGUCUUGUCUCGGUAUCAAGAGCAUUUUUACUCGGACUGGCCGCACUCGAGAUUUUCUAUCAAGACCAGUCAAGACCGCUGAUUUGCUAUUCUCUCUAAAUUCAGAUCUUAACAAACCAGUCCAUCUUAUUUCUAGUCAGAAAUACCUCUUAACAAUUAUUUAAAGCCUCAUUUAUCUAAAAACAAAUCCAAAUAAACAUGUAGUUUUCAGAUGUUUAAAACAAAUCCAGACUUGUCAGAGGAUUUUUAAUACAUACAAUAAUUUAUUUUAGGAGUUUAAGAAGUUAGUUGAUGUGAGAUUUUUUGUCAAAUUUAUUUGAAAGCAAACUAAAAUUAAAGAGAGAGCUUUUUUACUGUUAAACCUUGAUUUUUAUGGUCUUGGUCUUGUCUCGAUCUUGACCUCCAAAAGUCUUGGUCUCGUCUUGGCGCACUCUGGUCUCUGGGAUGUUUUGGUCUCGGAUAGUGUGGUCUUGACUACAACACCAGAUCCCUAGUCAUUCAGUCGUCAUACAAAGAUCUGCUGAAGCCAGUCUGUUGCGUACUCCUAGUCUUUUUUAAAACCUGCAAAGACUGUGAAAGUGGAGUAGUGUGUCCCCAAUUUAAGAAUCUUAAAUAAAGAGAAAGAACUUAGAUAUGCCCAGUGAAGCAAGCUACAUAGUAAAAUUAGAAAUAGGCCUUAAUCUGUAGAAAAAGCCAGUCAAAUGCUUUAAAAAGUUGCUAUUCUUGCAUGUUUCUAGUCCCAGAAAGCCUAUUGAGAUACGUUUUGGCCCUCGUCUCAUCACUUGUUUGGCAGACAGAUCUGUUUUCGUUAUAAUCAACGCCUGUGACAGUAAUGCUAAGCUAUCAACGCUUCAGCUCCACCCAGGCUUGUCCAUGUCUCUGAUUCACCCUUCACUAUCACCUCUAUCUCAUAUUUUUUUUAUUCUCAUCAUCAAACACAGCGCACAGCUCUAUGCUUGGAGACACACGCAGUUCAAAAACCUCUAAAGUUGGUGCUAAUCCUCUCGUCUGACUUUUCCAUCCACCAACUCUUUUUCUUUUCAGCCCAUUCCCUCUUGUCUUACUCGCAGGAGGGAUUGUGGGAAUAUACUGCCUCCUGCAUACACUCGUUGAUAAGAGAAUCUUUUGCAACCCUCAGUGCCAGAUGCAUUCUCUCAAAUCCUGCCUGCGUUUACCACCAGAGAAAUGAUCCCUUCUUACAUUCCACAGGGAGGUCAGCAGGCGUGGACCGAUGAAAUAUAGUCUAUGCUUUCCAUAUGUGCAGUUCCACUGUAAUUGUACAACUUUGUUUCUUAUAUUGACUCUCAUGUUUUUGUUUCUUUCCUAUGGCCUCUUUGCAAGGCAGUAUAUUGUAUUUGAUGUGUGUAUUUUUAAAAAAAGAUGACUACAUCUGUGUAUUGUUGGUGCCUUUGUCAGGUUCAGUUGGUUGGACUUGUCUGUCUGCCGCCAUUUUUUAGGCCAGGGUUUUUCUUGCUCUGCUCCUGGUCACGAUGACCCACUGCCUUCAAAUCUCGAGGGGAUUCUACACAAAAAUGGUAGAAAAAUCAUUUUUUUAUGAGAACAAACAAAUGCAGCUCAGACUACGGAGGAUAUGCAGCGUCAUCGGAAAACUCUACAUACACAGAAAACUGCCCGAAGACUAACUUUUUUUGCCAAGAUACAAACUUUAUGCAGGAGACGGACUGGCAGUCUAUGUACUGAUGUAUAAAUAGAGGUAUGCAUACAUUUGUACACAUAGAAAAACGUGCAUUUGUGGAGCUAAAGCUAUGCUUAAUUGUGGGUCUCUGAGGCAGCAGCAGAAAAGGCAACCUUGUGUUAGACCAAUGCCUGUUCAUCUAUUCUGUGGUCGUCUAAAUGUUUAAUCUUGAAUAAAACUACUGUUUGUUUACA
Cheilinus undulatus (humphead wrasse) is the source of this 6205-nucleotide messenger RNA. RefSeq names its product paralemmin 1b (gene palm1b). Gene Ontology annotation, biological process: regulation of cell shape. The coding region runs from base 481 to 1218 and encodes 245 amino acids. The transcript has 7 exons. Lineage: Eukaryota; Metazoa; Chordata; Actinopteri; Labriformes; Labridae. Gene Ontology annotation, cellular component: membrane. The record is from RefSeq and is a predicted model, not a curated record.